Leopardus geoffroyi (Geoffroy's cat) is the source of this 851-nucleotide messenger RNA. RefSeq names its product keratin-associated protein 2-3. The transcript has a single exon. Gene Ontology annotation, cellular component: keratin filament. The record is from RefSeq and is a predicted model, not a curated record. The coding region runs from base 73 to 459 and encodes 128 amino acids. NCBI's taxonomy places the organism in Eukaryota, Metazoa, Chordata, Mammalia, Carnivora, Felidae.
AGGGAGGCAUUCACACCUGACAACACCCGAAUCCUCUCACCCCUCCGACCCAAACCAGCCCCAGACACCACCAUGUCCGGCUCCUGCUGCGGCUCCACCUGCUCCUCCCUGGGCUGCGGGGGAGGCUGCUGCCAGCCCUGCUGCUGCCGCGACCCCUGCUGCUGCCGCCCCGUGAGCUGCCAGACCACCGUGUGCCGCCCCGUGACCUGCACCUGCCGCUGCACGCGCCCCAUCUGCGAGCCCUGCCGCCGCCCCGUCUGCUGUGACCCCUGCUCCCUGCAGGAGGGCUGCUGCCGCCCCAUCAGCUGCUGCCCCACGUCCUGCACGGCCGUGGUCUGCCGCCCCUGCUGCUGGGCCUCCACCUGCUGCCAGCCCAUCUCUGUGCAGGCGCCCUGCUGCCGCCCCCCCUGCUGCCAGCCUGCCCCCUGCCGCACCACCUGCAGGACCUCCUGCUGCUGAACCACCCAUUGAGAAGUGUUCCCAGGUGUUCAGAAACAUGUGAACACUCUUUCCCAGCCCAAGGGAUCAGAUGAGAUACGUCCCUUGCAAACUACCUGCUCUUCAACAACUAACAACAGUAGCUGUCUAUCCUUUUUUCCACAUAAUUACCCAGUUAAUCCUGGCCCUCUUUGACAAUCUUUAGAAACAUCCCAGCUUUCCUCAUUUGAAUUCCUGGCCUGAAAGAAAAUGAGUGAACAAAGAUCAAAGUUCUUCUUGAAUGAAGCUCUAUUCCACUGACUCAUCAUCACAUCUCUACUAUUUCAAGAUGGGAUAAUUUUCCAGGAUAUCAUUACAUUUGUGCUGGGGUUUCACAUGGUAAAAUAAUAAAAAUUUUAUCUCUGGGAAGCAAA